AAGUGUUCUCUGAAGCCGAAUCUAUGACGAGAAGAAUCCCGUUCUUUCUCUGCAUCUUCUUCAAUCUCACGGCUGCUCUGUUUUCGCUCUCCUAUGCCGGUGAUACCUUAACCCCUGGCCAGCCUCUCCUCGACGCCUCCGAAGCAACCUUGAUCUCCGAGGGCAGCACCUUCGUGUUGGGUUUCUUUAGCCCCGUCGGCUCAAGAAACCGAUACGUCGGCAUAUGGUUCCGCAACGUCUCCCAACAAACCGUCGUAUGGGUCGCCAACCGCAACCGCCCGAUCACCGAUGGCUCUGGCCUCCUUUCGCUCAGUACAAACGGAACGCUUGUCGUCUCCGACAACAGCUCCGCCGUCUUGUGGUCUUCCAGCUCACCGGCACUCGUUAGCCCUGUGGUGCAACUCCUCGACAACGGGAACUUGGUUGUUCGAGAAGCCGGCGACGUCGACAAUAGCCGCUACGCAUGGCAGAGCUUCGACUUCCCGACGGACACGCUCCUCCCAGGCAUGAAGUUGGGGUGGAACCUGACGAGCCGACGCAACCGCAUCCUCACGGCAUGGGCGAGCACCAGCGACCCGGCAGAGGGGAACUACACCUUCGGCAUCGACUUGCGCGGCGAUCCCCAAAUAUUCUCGUGGGUGGGCACGCAGCAGCAGUUGCGCCACGGGCCAUGGAACGGCCUUUACCUCAGCGGCAUCCCGGAGAUGAUGCCCUACGAUGUGUUAGAGUUCAGCUUCGUGAUCGACAGAGAGCAGGUGGCGUUCAGUUACACCAUCCUCGAUCCCUCGUUGAUCAGGCGAAUGGUCAUCAAUCCGACGUCUGGCUACAUGGAAGGCCUUAUGUGGACCAAGGACAUCAGUCAGACUUGGAGCAGGCGAGUAUCGAUGCCGAGGGAUAACUGCGACAGCACCAUCUCCCUCUGCGGCCCCUAUGGCCGUUGCUACCCCAACGACUGGUCCCCGUGCAAUUGCCUGUCGGGCUUUCAUCCCCGGAAUCCAAACGAUUGGCGUCUCGUCGUGAACACCUCGGGCGGCUGCGUGAGGAACACAGAGUUGGACUGCUAUAACAACACAGAUGGGUUCAUCCGGCAGAGCAACGUGAAGUUACCGGACACAUCCGCGUCGACGGUGGACUGGAGCAUGCUGAGCCUCGAUGACUGCCGAAGUUCGUGCCUCAGAAACUGUUCUUGCACGGCUUAUGCGAGAGCCAACAUCAGCGGCAGUGGCAGAGGGUGCAUAUUGUGGUUCAAUCCACUCACAGACAUAAAAUUGUUCAACUCUGGAUCGGGACAGGAUCUAUUUGUCAGGGUUGCAAAUGCAGACCUAAAAGCCAUGGAUUCUCACCGGAGUCCCAGAAUCGUAAUCAUAGUCGUUUCCUCAGUGGCAACUUUGACUUUCCUAACACUUGUUGCUUGUUGCAUUUGGAAAUGGAAGAAAACAGAGUAUCAUUUCAAAGAUGAAACUGGAGAAGAGGCGAUAAGCCUGCCCUUGUUCGAUUUUGCUGCUGUCGUACAUGCUACUGAUAAUUUUUCUUCAUCUAACAAGCUUGGAGAGGGCGGAUUCGGUCCUGUAUAUAAGGGUAGGUUGAAAGAACAGGAAAUAGCUGUGAAACGAUUGUCCAAAACAUCAGAACAAGGCUCAAAUGAGUUCAAGAAUGAGGUGGUGUCGAUUGCAGAGCUACAACAUCGAAAUCUUGUUAGACUCCUCGGCUAUUGCAUUGAAGAAAGGGAGAGGAUGUUGAUAUAUGAAUACAUGCCCAAUGGGAGCCUAGACAAAUUCUUAUUUGAUAAAGUCAAAGCUAGUUCAUUGGUUUGGAAAUCACGUUAUAAUAUAAUUCUUGGUAUCGCUCGAGCUCUUCUUUAUCUUCACCAUGAUUCCAGACUAAGGAUCAUUCAUAGAGAUUUGAAAGCAAGUAAUAUUCUUCUCGAUGAAGAUAUGAAUCCAAAAAUAUCAGAUUUUGGUUUGGCAAAAAUAUUUGACGGAAAUGAAAUAAUAGGAACAACAAAGAGAGUUGUUGGAACAUAUGGAUAUAUGUCUCCGGAAUACAUCAAAAAUGGAAUUUACUCAGUGAAAUCUGAUAUUUUUAGUUUUGGAGUAUUAAUACUUGAAAUUAUUACGGGCAAAAAGAAUAUUGGAUUCUAUAUUUCUACGGAGCACUUAAACCUUCUAGAGCAUAUUUGGACUUUGUGGAAGGAAGACAGAGUUUUGGAAGCAGUAGAUGAAUCAAUAGGGACAUUUUGUGUUGCUGAAGUUUUAAGGUGUAUAAAUAUUGGAUUGUUAUGUGUUCAAGAACAACCAGAAGAUAGACCCACAAUGUCAUCCAUACUAUCAUUUUGGGGUAAUGAAGCUACCCAAUUGUUAAAUCCUAGAAGACCAGGUUUUGUGGUGCCUACCGAUCAAUCUGAAACUAAUUUGGAUAAUGGUAAGAAGUAUUGUCCAAUGUCGUCUAAUCAUUUAUCAAUCACAAUUUUAGAAGGUCGAUAGCAAUUAUCACAAUCCAAAUGUAAAACACCAAGUUAAUGUGAAUUAAACCCUUUUUAUUUUACUUUUGGCUACAUAUCGAACAAAUAAUUGUAGACAAUAGAUAAAGAUAGAUAUUUUGAAAUGUGCUCUAGUGUUAUGAUAAAUAUGAUAUAUAUU
Messenger RNA from Zingiber officinale, 2639 nucleotides. Its product is annotated as G-type lectin S-receptor-like serine/threonine-protein kinase At4g27290. The record is from RefSeq and is a predicted model, not a curated record. The coding region runs from base 24 to 2483 and encodes 819 amino acids. Gene Ontology annotation, biological process: recognition of pollen; protein phosphorylation. NCBI's taxonomy places the organism in Eukaryota, Viridiplantae, Streptophyta, Magnoliopsida, Zingiberales, Zingiberaceae. The transcript is spliced from 6 exons. Gene Ontology annotation, molecular function: protein serine/threonine kinase activity; ATP binding.